AUGUGUAAUCCUAAAAUGUUGAAUUGCAGAGGUUUUGUGAUACAGGUAUUCUCUUUUCUAGGACUUUUCCAGAUUGCUCAGAACAAAGUGGCAGUUCUUCUUCUAGCUGGCGGGCAGGGGACGAGACUUGGUGUUGCAUAUCCCAAGGGAAUGUAUGAUGUUGGUUUGCCAUCUCAUAAGACGCUUUUUCAGAUUCAGGCAGAGCGUAUCCUGAAGCUUCAACAGUUAGCUGAAAAAUAUCAUGGCAACAAAUGCAUCAUUCCAUGGUAUAUAAUGACCAGUGGCAGAACAAUGGAAUCUACAAAGGAAUUCUUCACAAAGCACAAGUACUUUGGUUUAAAAAAGGAGAAUGUAAUCUUUUUUCAGCAGGGAAUGCUGCCUGCUAUGAGUUUUGAUGGGAAAAUUAUUUUGGAAGAGAAGAACAAGGUUUCUAUGGCUCCAGAUGGGAAUGGUGGUCUUUAUCGGGCUCUUGCAGCCCAGAAUAUUGUGGAGGACAUGGAGCAGAGAGGCAUUUGGAGCAUUCAUGUCUAUUGUGUUGACAACAUCCUAGUAAAAGUGGCAGACCCACGGUUCAUUGGAUUUUGCAUUCAGAAAGGAGCGGACUGCGGUGCGAAGGUAAUGCCUUUCUCAACUUAGUGAGGCCAUCAGUGA
Molecule: messenger RNA, 651 nt
Organism: Leptonychotes weddellii (Weddell seal)
Lineage: Eukaryota; Metazoa; Chordata; Mammalia; Carnivora; Phocidae
Source: RefSeq, a predicted model, not a curated record